AUGUCUUCAGGGCAAGCCUGGUCCGGUGAGGUGCCGAUAAAAGACGGAAGACGGAAGCGCGGCGGCAGACCAGCGAUACAGCAGAGCGGCGAGCUGGAUAAGAGUAACACUGCUUCCCACUCCGUUCCCUCCCACUCCGUUCCCUCCCACUCCGUUCCCUCCCCUUCCUUUCCCUCCCACUCCGUCCCUCCCACUCCGUUACUUCCCAUUCCGUUCCUUCCCACUCCGUCCCCUCCCACUCCAUUCCCUCCCGAUCAAUUCCCUCUCACUCCGUUCCCUCCCACUCCGUUUCCUCACAUUCCGUUCCCUCCCACUCCGUUCCCUCCCACUCCGUUCCCUCCCACUCCGUUUUCUCCCACUCCGUUCCCUCCCACUCCGUUCCUUUCCACUCCGUUCACUCCCACUCCGGUCCUUCCCACUCCGGUCCUUCCCACUCCGUUCCCUCCCACUCCGUUUUCUCACACUCCGUUCCCUCCCACUCCGUUCCUUUCCACUCCGUUCACUCCCACUCCGCUCCCUCCCACUCCGUUUUCUCCCACUCCGUUCCGUCCCACUCCGUUCCCUCCCACUCCGUUUCCUCCCACUCCGUUUCCUCCCACUCCCUUCCUUCCCACUCCGUUCCGUCCCACUCUGUUCCCUCCUACUCCGUUUUCUCCCACUCCGUUUUCUCCCACUCCGUUUUCUCCCACUCCGUUCCCUCCCACUCCGUUCCUUUCCACUCCGUUCACUCCCACUCCAUUCCCUCCCACUCCGUACCCUCCCACUCCAUUCCGUCCCUCUCCGUUCCGUCCCACUCCGUUCCCUCCCACUCCGUUUCCUCCCACUCCAUUCCUUCCCCCUCCGUUCCCUCCCACUCCCACUCCCGUCACCCGCUCUCACAUUCUUCUCGCUCUUCUCCAUGGAGCUCUUUUCACUGCUCCCGCCCAAUGCAUCUCCACAUAUCUCUCCAGGUAA
Messenger RNA from Hyalella azteca, 954 nucleotides. RefSeq names its product vegetative cell wall protein gp1-like. Bases 1 to 954 code for a protein of 317 amino acids. The transcript has 2 exons. NCBI's taxonomy places the organism in Eukaryota, Metazoa, Arthropoda, Malacostraca, Amphipoda, Hyalellidae. The record is from RefSeq and is a predicted model, not a curated record.